AUGGGUGAAUCUUCAUCAGCACAUCAAGCUGUUGCCCAGAACUCUCUUUCUUGUACUCUUUGUGACAAGAAUUUCAACUCCCGACGUGCACUCGACAACCACAAUGGUGCUAAGCACAAGACGAUCAAGUGCUCCCAUUGCAAGAGGUCUUUCCGCUUGCAAAGAGCGCUUGAUCAUCAUCAAAAGGACAAGCAUCCACCUCCCCGGAUUUCUCCUCCUCGACAGAUCAAGCAAGAACCUGACCAACUGAGUGAGCCCAUCGUUCAUACCCAGCCUCCCGAGUGCCAAUACCCAACCAAUUUCAAUGAGUUCAAACCACCAAUUGAACAUAUCACCACAUCUGCCGCGAACCAGCACGCAGUUGGUCGUAAUUACCGGCCCAUGACCCCGCCGUGUGCUUAUUCCAAUAAUUACUAUAUGGAGUACGAUGCGCCUGAACCACUGAGCAAACCCAUCACCCGGUCGAUCUUGAUGAUCGACCGAUGA
Messenger RNA from Fusarium venenatum, 486 nucleotides. RefSeq lists its product as uncharacterized. The record is from RefSeq and is a predicted model, not a curated record. NCBI's taxonomy places the organism in Eukaryota, Fungi, Ascomycota, Sordariomycetes, Hypocreales, Nectriaceae.